Molecule: messenger RNA, 315 nt
Organism: Lottia gigantea (owl limpet)
Lineage: Eukaryota; Metazoa; Mollusca; Gastropoda; Lottiidae
Exons: 2
Biological process (GO): intracellular zinc ion homeostasis; zinc ion import across plasma membrane
Cellular component (GO): membrane
Molecular function (GO): zinc ion transmembrane transporter activity
Source: RefSeq, a predicted model, not a curated record
CAGUGUUUAACCGUGAGUGAAUUGCUAAAAUCAUUCCAUUUUGAAGAUAAAGGCGUGUUAUAUUACGAUGAAUUUCGAUAUUUAUGCCCUGCGUUGCUGUAUCAGAUAGAAAACAAGAGUUGUCUGAGAGCAGACUUUGAUCUAUGGGGUUACAGUACUGUAGCAGUAAUAAUUAUAAGUUUAGGUGGUCUACUUGGUGUGGCUGUCAUUCCCAUCAUGCAAAAAGUCUUCUACAACCAUCUUCUACAGUUCCUGGUAGCUCUGGCAGUCGGCGCCCUGGCUGGGGACUCUCUCCUUCAUCUUCUUCCACAUGUA